UGUUGCCACGACGGCUCGGAAAACUGGCUGUGCGACUCAGCGUACUACUUCCGCGUUACGCACCUGCGCCAGGUAGGGCUCGACUGGAACUGGACGCACCUGCAGCGCAGAGAGAGACACCAGAGUCCACCUCGAAGAAAGCUCAGGAUUUGUUUUUGUUUUUUCAGUCUGAAGUACUGAAAAGGGGUUUAUUUUUGGCCUGGAAAGGGCAGUCAUGAGUGGGGAUUAUGGAAUUUGUGAACUGGCCGUGGUGUCAUUACGGGACAACGAGAACGAACCGGACUAUGAAAUUCAGUUCACUCAUGAAGGACACAUAAACACGACAGACCUGCGCUCCAAACAACCCGAAGACUCUCAAAUAGCCAUUUUCGAGAGCAAAUUUGGUUACACUAAUGGCACGGCGAGUGUGGGGUCUCCUACAGAUGCGUCCGGCACUGGUGUUGACCCGACGGUGUGCUCGGCGCAUGGGGUUGAUGUGGACCGGUACUGUCGGACAGAAGGGAGACCGGUUUGUGAAAAGUGUGUUAAUCAAGGAGCUUGUCGAAAUCACACAGUGAUUUCGCUGCAUUUACGAGCGACGGCUGUAAGGAAUCAGCUGGUGGACGUCUGUGAGACAAUGCAGCUGCAGGCCCUGCAGAUAGAGCGCUUCAUAAACAACACACUGACUGCUAAGGACAAGGCCUUGCAGACGGAGGCGAGUAGUGCCCGUGAGCGAGUCGUGGCUCAGGUGAACGCCGUACGUGAAGCCCUAGAUGAGGAGGAGCAGCGUCUGCUGGAGGCUGUGCAGAGAGAGGAAGAGCGAAUAGAGCAGUGCCUCCUCACACAGCGGGCGCACUGGAGCAAAGCGCUCAACACCCUCACACAUGCCCGUACCAGCCUGGUGCACAUGCUCACAAACUCGACAGACAUCAUGCUUGUGAACACGGACACGGAAAUAUCAGACAGGAUCGAGGAGGCAGAAGGUGUUGGAGUGCCCAAAGACUCGGAGCACCUGAAUAUGAACAGGGACUGCAGUGAUAGUAAACUCAUGCUGGGCAUGUGGGCUAGUGCGCUGCUGCUAGGACCGACCGCUACAGCUCGGAUGUACUUUGAUGAGCGCACCGUCAGCCAUCUCCUUCUGCUCUCCUCUGACCAGCUCACCCUCACUUACCGGCCAAAACGGCAGAAGAAGCCUCUCCCGUAUGACCCGGCUCGUUUUGACAACUGGCCCAAUGCCCUCUGCCUCGACCCCUUCAGUUCGGGCACGCACGCCUGGGUGAUGUACGUGGGCGACAGCACUGCCUUUAAAGUGGGCGUGUGCUACCGUAGCAUGGAACGCAAAGGCUCGACUAACGAAUCUCGUCUAGGCUUCAACGCCAAAUCGUGGGUGCUCUCGCACUACGAAGAAAACUAUUCCUACUGCCACAACGGGCAGGUCGUCAACGUGGUCGUAGUGAAAAGUCCCACGAAAGUGGGAGUUCUUCUGGACUGGCCCACACAAACACUGCUGUUCUACGAUCCAGACUCAAAGUGUGUGUUGCACGCUGUAAGGGACACUUUCACCGAGCCGCUGCUGCCUGCCUGCGCUGUGGCUGAUCGAAGCCUGUCGAUUUUGCACUGCUAAUAUGUCAAAAAUGGAGGGUGAACGAAUGCGUUGCCUGGUUCUGCUAUCUCCACAGUCUCUCUCUGCAGUGCAGGCGUGGCUGCUGGUAUUUAAAAAUAAUUAAGAGAUGAGAUUUGAGCAUGGCAGUGAAUAUGUAGCAUUAGUGCAUACAGUAGAAAGAGUAAUAUAUCCAAACAAACUUGCGUGAAUGGCAGGGAUAAGGACUUGUGGAGGAUUUGGUGUAACUUUCGAAGGUAUUAAAAUAUCUGAAAAAUCUCACAUAUGUUCUAAUUGGGUAUGAAGUAUAUUUUUACCAGUUUAAUAUUUCAGAUGAAAUAUUUAGGCUAUUUUUUGGAAGCAUUUCUUUUGAAGAAUUGUCUGUAUUGUUACAGAUUUGAAUAUAUAGUAGUUGUCGGUCAUGGUAAUGAUGUCAAUAUGAAAAAUGGUUGAGAAGUGAACUGAAAUGAAGUGAUACAACAUUUGUGCAUCAUGUAGUUGAUGUUUCUACUUGAUCGAUUCGGAAAGGGUAAAAAUAUUUUCUAUUUAUUACCUUAUUUGAAUGUAGACAGAUAACGACUGUCGUUUAACAAGCGUAAAUUAAAUCGAUUGUAUUAUUUUGCUGAGUUUUAUGCUGGAAUCUUUCUUCUAUCUUCUUCUUCUUUCGGCUUUACCCUUCAGGGGCGGCCACAGUGAAUCGUCUCUCUCCACCUAUCCCUAUCUUCUGCAUCUUCAACACUUGCACCCACUAGGUUCAUAUCCUCAUUUAUUCCAUCCAUAUACUUCCUCUUUGGCCUUCCUCUUUGCCUCCUGCCUCCAUGGCAGCUCCAUGUCCAACAUUCUCCUACCAAUAUACUCACUCUACUUCCUCUGAAAAUGUCCAAACCAUCUUAAUCUGUCCUCCCUAACUUUGUCCCUCAAACAUCCAACAUGAGCCAUCCCUCUGAUGUACUCGUUCAUAAUCCUGUCCAACCCUGUCACUCCCGAAGAGAACCUCAACAUCUUCAGCUCUGCUACCUCCAGCUCUGACUCCUGUCUCUGUCUCAGUGACACUGUCUCUAAACCAUACAGCAUGGCCGGUCUCACCACUGUCCUGUACACCUUCCCCUUGAUUCUCGCUGAAAUUUUUUUCUCUAUAUUUUUCCUUUAUGACACGAUAUGAUCCAGUAUAUAUCUCAAGAUAUAUUUUUAAUGCAUCGACAUUGCACAUUACUACGAGUAAAGAUUUACUAAGCAUGCAUUACAUUUAUUUUCUAUUAAGAAAAUAUUUCUGUCAGACAUUUUAGGAACGAAUGCAGUCGUUCUAACUUGGAAAUAAGGUAAUAAAAUCCUACGAGUGGUGUUUGUUUGAUACCGUUAUGGAGUCUGUUCAUGCGUCUUAUGUUCGCUGUCAUCAACUUCAUGCAGAAAUAAGGAAAAAAAGCAAAACAUAUGGUUGCUGGAAUGCCAUCAUGAUGUUUAGGCAUAUAGCAUGUUUAUAAUGCUUACAUAAAUUAGUGUCAGGAUUGUAUCACGGAGUGUGUUAUGUGUAAACGGAUUUGUUUGACGUUUUAUGUAACCAUGUUGUUGGUUUUUUUUAUUUGUUUAUUUUGUCCUAUUUGUUCUGGGUUUUUAUUUUUAUCUGCUGCCCAGGGACAGAAGAUGCAAAUGAGUCAUUUGGCUAAAUCAUAACUCCUGAUGUCGUUGAAUGUGUCUUAUCUGUGUUAAUAAAGUCAAAUGCAAGCUAACAUCAGCACAUCCCAGUCCCUGA
Messenger RNA from Hemibagrus wyckioides, 3329 nucleotides. It is a transcript of the gene bspry, whose product is annotated as B-box and SPRY domain containing. NCBI's taxonomy places the organism in Eukaryota, Metazoa, Chordata, Actinopteri, Siluriformes, Bagridae. The record is from RefSeq and is a predicted model, not a curated record. Gene Ontology annotation, molecular function: zinc ion binding; protein binding. The coding region runs from base 215 to 1603 and encodes 462 amino acids. The transcript has 6 exons.